AUGCGUGCCACCUCCCUCCUUCGCGCGACCGCCUCCAGCAUCGGUACGCAAUCCUCCGGCCUCAAACCCGUCCCUCUCGCCCUCCUGCCCCCGAUCCCGCUAUAUCGACGCCUGCUUCGCGCGCAUAGGAAGCAUUUACCCAAAGAGAUGCGAUUAUUGGGCGAUGAGUACGUGAAGAGCGAGUUUAGAGCACAUAGGUCGACGGAUAAUCCAGUCCACAUCGUCGGCUUCCUAACCGAAUGGCAAACCUACGCGCAACAAAUCGAAGGCGACACGUGGCGGGGCGAGAAAAUGGACAAGAGCAAAGUGGACAAGAUGAGCGAUCAGCAGAUCGGUCAGAUGUUUGAGUUGAUGAAUGCGAUUCGCGAGAAGGAGUUGCAGGAGAAUGAUCCGGAGUAUAGGAUGUAUGAGCCGCCGAAGGCCGAGGGGAAGGAGUGA
Molecule: messenger RNA, 438 nt
Organism: Zasmidium cellare ATCC 36951
Lineage: Eukaryota; Fungi; Ascomycota; Dothideomycetes; Mycosphaerellales; Mycosphaerellaceae
Exons: 2
Coding region: 1-438 (145 amino acids)
Biological process (GO): succinate metabolic process; mitochondrial respiratory chain complex II assembly
Cellular component (GO): mitochondrial intermembrane space; mitochondrion
Source: RefSeq, a predicted model, not a curated record